UGCCAUCUUUCUGUGUUUCACUAUUCUUCACUUCUUCAAAUUCUUUCGAUCUAUAAAAACAGGAAAGAAUUUGGUCCAGAGUCUACCACCACUCCCUACACCUUCAAAUGCAUUGGAAAUUAUUGGGUGGCAGGCUUUCUCUUCAUUCUUUCCUUUGUCUUUUUCGUCAUGUGUACUGUCUUCCUUGUUCUUGAGAAGAUUCAAGACGACGAAUCGGCCACCUCGUCUUCCAUUUGA
Molecule: messenger RNA, 237 nt
Organism: Entamoeba invadens IP1
Lineage: Eukaryota; Evosea; Mastigamoebida; Endamoebidae
Product: amino acid transporter, putative
Exons: 2
Source: RefSeq, a predicted model, not a curated record